This is a messenger RNA of Pistacia vera, 417 nucleotides long. RefSeq names its product protein NRT1/ PTR FAMILY 1.2-like. Bases 60 to 410 code for a protein of 116 amino acids. Gene Ontology annotation, cellular component: plasma membrane. The transcript has 2 exons. Lineage: Eukaryota; Viridiplantae; Streptophyta; Magnoliopsida; Sapindales; Anacardiaceae. The record is from RefSeq and is a predicted model, not a curated record.
CAUGAUUUUGUUGUUGUUAGGGAAGACUCAUAACAGACUUUGUAGUACUCUCCAUAAAUAUGGAAAAUGUAAAGCGGAUAGUUGCAGAAGUGAAGAUGGAAUCUUCCUUAAACGAAAACAUGAUUCAACAAUCUUCAAGGCCCAAAAAGGGUGGCUUUAGAACCAUGCCCUUCAUCAUAGUGAAUGAAUCAUUUGAGAAGGUUGCUGGUUAUGGAUUGAUGCCAAAUAUGAUAUUCUACUUGAUGAAUGGUUAUCAUAUAGCAACUGCAAAUGGAGCUACCAUGCUGGCCAUGUGGUCUGCUACAUCCAAUGCUUUGGCUAUUGUGGGUGCUUUUCUUUCCGAUUCUUAUAUUGGCCGAUUUUGGGCAAUUCUUCUGGGUUCCUUCUCCAGUCUUCUUGUAAGUUUAUAAUUAAAAU